Messenger RNA from Schistocerca piceifrons (Central American locust), 1515 nucleotides. Its product is annotated as Down syndrome cell adhesion molecule-like protein Dscam2. Gene Ontology annotation, biological process: dendrite self-avoidance; axon guidance; homophilic cell-cell adhesion. The record is from RefSeq and is a predicted model, not a curated record. The coding region runs from base 1 to 1515 and encodes 504 amino acids. Lineage: Eukaryota; Metazoa; Arthropoda; Insecta; Orthoptera; Acrididae. Gene Ontology annotation, molecular function: cell-cell adhesion mediator activity. Gene Ontology annotation, cellular component: plasma membrane; axon. The transcript is spliced from 9 exons.
AUGCAGGCUGGCCGUCGCCCUCGCCCCCGUGCUUACGGAAGCCGGGCAGGGCAGCGCCGGCGCGUGGGGCUGCGGGCCCAGCCCCCGCAGUGCCGCCUCCGACACGGGAAGGCCAUCAGCGGCAGCCGGCCGCAGACACCGCCCCCGCAUUUUUCACGACGGCCACCGGAGGACGUGUCGCAGGGGUACCAGCUGCAGGUGCACAACGUGUUCUGCAUCCGCGGCAACGUGGCGGUGCUGACGUGCAACAUCCCGGCGCAGGUCCGCGGCCUACUCACCGUCACCAGCUGGCUCAAGGACGAACCCCUGCUCGGCAGAUCGGCACUUCACCCCGGCGGCAGGUACACUCCGACGACGGGCGGCACGCUGCACGUGCGCGACACGGCGCCAGAGGACACGUACUCCCGCUUCUACUGCCAGACGGUGCACCAACUCACGGGGGAGCGGCGCAUCAGCAUGCCGGGGCAGAUUAUUGUCACCGAGCCGGACGGCAACAUGCAGCCCCGCAUCGAGCACUCGGCGGCCAGCGUGGUGGCGCGCGCCGGCAGCCCGGCGGACCUGGUGUGUGCCGCCCAGGGCUUCCCCCCGCCCACAUACAGGUGGUUCCGGGAGACGGGAGGUGCGCUGACAGAGGUCCGCGCCCAGGGGCUGGUGCGCCCCCUGCACAGCGUGCUGCAGUUCCCGCGCGUGCAGCCGGAGGACUCUGCGCGCUACGUGUGCGUCGCCACCAACAGCGUGGGCGAGGGCCUGCACGUGGCUUGGCUCAAGGACGGUCGCCCGCUGGCGGAGGGCGCCGGCGUCAACGUGCUACACGGAGGGGAGGUGCUGGUCAUCGAGUCCGUGGGCAAACACGAUCGCGGCAUGUACCAGUGCGUCGCGCGCUCCGGCGACGAGAGCGCGCAGGGCAGCGCCGAGCUCACCCUCGGAGCGGUGGCGCCGGAGCUGCAGUGGACGUUCAUCGAGCAGACGCUGCAGCCGGGGCCCGGCGUGUCGCUGCGCUGCGUGGCCUCGGGCAACCCGCCGCCGCGCGUGCACUGGCUGCUGGACGGCGCCGAGCUGAGCCCGCGCGCGGGGCUCGUCAUGGGCAGCGCGCUCGACGCCCAGGGCGACGUGGUCGCGCAGCUCAACAUCUCGAGCGCGCGCGUCGCCCAUGGCGGCCUCUACACCUGCGUCGCACGCAACGACCUCGGCUCCGCCCAGCACUCCGCCACGCUCAACGUGUACGGCCCACCGAUGGCGCGCGCGCCGCGCAACCUGACGGCGGUGGCGGGCCGCGACGUGUACCUGCGCUGCCCGGUGGCGGGCUAUCCCAUCGCCAGCGUGUCGUGGCGGCGCGCGGGCGAGCAGCUGCCGUCCCACGUGCGCCAGCGCGCCUUCCCCAACGGCACGCUGCUGCUGCGCCAGGUGGAGGGCGCCUCGGACCGCGGGGAGUACUCCUGCACCGCCACCAACCAGCAGGGGCAGUCCGCGCAGGGCCGCCUCCACCUCGACGUCAUGAUGUGCAAUCAGGCUUAA